This is a messenger RNA of Hipposideros armiger (great roundleaf bat), 1849 nucleotides long. RefSeq names its product IQ motif containing C (gene IQCC). Bases 16 to 1422 code for a protein of 468 amino acids. The transcript is spliced from 5 exons. The record is from RefSeq and is a predicted model, not a curated record. Gene Ontology annotation, molecular function: protein binding. Lineage: Eukaryota; Metazoa; Chordata; Mammalia; Chiroptera; Hipposideridae.
CCCCGCCAGGGCGAGAUGGGGAAGGUUGCCAUGGAGACGGCAGGGCGGGGCCUGCGCGUGGCGCAGAUUAAUGACGCACUGCGCAGGCGCCGGGAGGCCCGCAGGACCGUUGGUACCCGGAUGGAGCCGGAGCAGUUGGUUCGGAAAGUGUCGGUGCUGCAGGCCUGCGUCCGGGGCUUCUUGGUCCGACGCCAGUUCCAGAGUCUGCGAGCUGAGUAUGAGGCUAUUGUACAAGAGAUCGAGGGUGACCUGGGCACACUUCAGUGGACGAAGGGCUGGAUUCCUAGACCCCGAUUUCUCCCACAGAAGGCAAAAUCCCAUCAGACCUGGAAAGCUGGAGAGAGGGUACCAAAGCCAAAGCAGGAACUAUGGAGCUGCUUCCCAUGUAAGGAGCCUGAGAGAGAAGCCAUCCAAGAGGAGAUGAUGCUGAAGAAGUCAGGAAAGAGCUCAGGAAACUCAGGAAGUCUUCCCUGUCGAGAUGACAGCCCCUGGCUUCAGGACAAGCAGAACAGGAAACCCAGCCAAGAGGAGACCAGAGAUAUGCCAAGGAUGGAGACCCCAGAAGCUGCAGGUCCCGGACUGCCCCACAGCCAGACUGAGCUCCAGGAGCUCCAGUACUGCCGCAGCCACUUGGCCAUGGAACUGCUGUGGCUACAACAGGCAAUCAAUAGCCGUAAGGAGUACCUAAUUCUCAAACAAACACUGAGAUCCCCAGAGGCAAGCCAAACCAGAGAUGAGCCCAGCAUGUGUCCACACCAUGGGGCACAAGCCUGUGAGAGGGCUGGAUCACAACAUAACCCACCACUGCAAGACCAGUCCUACAGAGACAGGACCACUGGAGAGCCAGAUCAUGCGGAUAACUCCUGCUGGAGGCUCAAAUCACAACCCAACAAAUCCCCAGAAAGACUGGCCACUAUAGACAAAACCACUGCUGGGGCUAAGUACAGGGACUCAUGCUACAGGAGGGCUACACCACAACUUCCCACAACAUUGGAUAAACAGGCCUUAGAGAACAGACUCACCAAAGAGCCAGACCAUGGGGGACAGACCUUUGGAGGGACCUGCCUACAGCCGAUGCAAUUCCAGGAGGACCAGACCCCCAAAGACCUCAAACCUAGGGGCAACUGUUCUAGAAAGGCCAGGACACAGGUGCCCACACUCUGUGAGGACCCAGAUAUUGAGGAUAAAUCUCCCAUAGGGCCAGACCACAAAGAACCUGAUUGCCAAAGAGCUAGGCCACAAGAGUUGGGCCUCUCAGAGGACCAUGUUAUCUGGGAUAGGACUUUGGCAGAGCAUGGUGGCCUGGAUCUCUGGAAGACUAAACCACCCAAGAGCCAGACCCCCAGUGAUGAAAGCUCUAGAGAUAGAGCCUCCAAUGAGUCUUGCCAUGAAGGAUGGAAAAACCAGAGGACUGGACCAUAGAGAUCAAAGCCACCUGAGAAACUAUCUUCCACAGGGUCAGACAACACAGGAGAGGACCACUGGAAGGGCAGGCUGUGGAAAACAGGACCACUAGGCUAGACCCUGGGGAGCCAGGGUAGGACCAGAUUCCCAAGGGGAAUGAUGUGAAAUGGCGAGGAGGGAGAUAGGCCUUCAUCCAAGCUCCCUGGUACCAGCUCUGCCUCCUACCCCUGCCCCGGCCAUUGGUGGCUAAUGGGGCCAAGAGAAGCUGGAGCAAAGAAGGGGGUGGGGGGGGGGUAGGGGGGGAGCACCAGUACAGGGAAAGGAGGGAGAAGGACACUCUUUCAUCCUCUGCCUGUGACUCAAUCCAAAGUUCGGAACAAAGAGUCACCUGGGGUAAGUAAAGUGAGGGGCCCAAUGGAGAAUAAAGGUUUUUCUUGGAUUCUGA